AUGGCGGCAAAUAAUACAGUGGACGAUCUUAAGGUACAAGAUUUGAAAGUCGAAGAAUCGACAACACCAAAACCAGAAGCAACUAGUGGCGCAACUGCAGAAAAACCUGCUAAAGUAAAGAAGGACAAACCCAAACAAGACAAGCCCAAACAGGACAAACCUAAACAGGACAAGCCCAAGCAAGAAAAAUCUAAACAAGAGAAACUUCAAGUUAUGGCUGAAGCAGCAGCACCGGUUGAAGUGCUCGAAUUCAAUCGUUCACCUGAAGAAGUCGAAAAAGCAUUGAAAGAUUGGGCUAAUCAACCCUUAACAGCUAAUCAACGUAAACCUGAUGAAAAAAUAUUACCUAAGUCCGAUGCCAGAAACGUGUUAAUUACCAGUGCGUUACCUUAUGUGAACAAUGUACCACAUUUAGGUAAUCUCAUUGGAUCAUUGUUAAGCGCAGAUGUCUUUGGACGUUAUUGCCGAUUGAGAAAUUACAAUACACUGUACAUUUGUGGUACAGAUGAAUACGGUACAGCAACAGAAACGAAAGCUUUGGAAGAAAAAUGUACACCGCGACAAAUUUGUGACAAAUAUUAUGAACUACAUACCAAGAUUUAUAAAUGGUUUCAGCUGGAUUUCGAUUAUUUCGGACGAACAUCAACCGAUAAACAAACUCAAAUUUCUCAAGAUAUUUUUUGGAAGUUAUACAACCGAAAUCUUGUUCUCAAAGAAAAAGUUGACCAACUAUAUUGUGACACGUGUCAACGUUUCCUUGCUGAUCGCUAUGUAGCUGGUACUUGUCCAGAUCCAGCUUGCCGGUUUGAUGAUGCACGCGGUGAUCAAUGCGAUAGAUGUCAAAAACUCAUCAAUGCUGUUGAACUCAUCGAGCCAAAGUGUCAAAUAUGUCGUAGUACACCACAAAUCAAAACGUCGGAGCAUCUCUUUUUAGAUUUACCUAAUUUAGCACCAGAUGUUCGAAAAUGGUUCGACGAAUCGGUUAAAACGGGCCAUUGGACAAACACAGCGAGUGCUAUUACCGAAGCUUGGCUGAAUGAAGGCCUUAAACCGCGAUGUAUUACACGAGAUUUGAAAUGGGGCACACCAGUACCUUUAGAAGGUUACACUGACAAGGUGUUUUAUGUGUGGUUUGAUGCACCAAUUGGUUAUCUCUCGAUUACAGCAAAUUAUACCGAUGAAUGGGAAAAAUGGUGGAAACAACCGGAUAAAGUUGAAUUAUUUCAAUUCAUGGCUAAGGAUAAUGUUCCAUUUCAUUCCGUUAUCUUUCCAGCUUGUCUUCUCGGAUCACAAGAUAACUAUAAUGUUGUUAAUCAUCUUUCAGGCAUUGAUUAUCUCAAUUACGAAGAUUCUAAAUUUUCGAAAAGUCGUGGUAUUGGCGUGUUUGGUGAUCAUGCUCAAGAUACAGAAAUUCCAUCAGACAUCUGGAGAUUUUAUCUCUUAUGCAUACGACCGGAGAGUCAAGACAGUGUCUUUUCAUGGAAUGAUUUAAUGUCCAAGAAUAAUUCAGAAUUGUUAAACAAUCUUGGCAAUUUCGUCAAUCGAGCCAUCGCUUUCUGCGAAAAGAAUUUCAGUGGUAAAAUUGGUGAUGCAUCGAAAUUGGAAACACCACUUGACCAAAUGUUCGUUGCGCAAAUUUCAUACGAAUUGAAUGCUUACAUCGAAGCUAUGGAACGAACUAGACUUCGUGAUGGGCUCAAGUGCGUCUUGCGCAUGUCUCGUUACGGUAAUCAAUAUUUACAAUUGAAACAGCCAUGGGCAAAAUGUAAAGGCUCGGAUGCCGAUCGCACCGAUGCCGAGAUCAGUGUUACUCUUGCGUUAAAUCUUGUUUAUUUACUUUCGUUGGUUCUUCAACCAUUCAUGCCAACAACCUCGAAUGAAAUUCGACACCAACUGAAUGUCGAGCAAACUGUUUAUGCUCUAGAAAACUCUUUUCGUUGUUAUUUGCCCGCUGGUCAUUCGAUUGGACAAGCAGUUCCGUUGUUCAAACGUGUGGAAAAACCAUUGGCUGAUACAUAUCGCGAACGUUUCGCUGGUAAACGCAAUUGA
Messenger RNA from Adineta ricciae, 2049 nucleotides. The record is from the annotation of a GenBank genome assembly. NCBI's taxonomy places the organism in Eukaryota, Metazoa, Rotifera, Eurotatoria, Adinetida, Adinetidae.